Sapajus apella (tufted capuchin) is the source of this 1000-nucleotide messenger RNA. Its product is annotated as transmembrane protein 232-like. Lineage: Eukaryota; Metazoa; Chordata; Mammalia; Primates; Cebidae. Bases 312 to 554 code for a protein of 80 amino acids. The transcript is spliced from 2 exons. The record is from RefSeq and is a predicted model, not a curated record.
UUAGGUUUCCACUAGAACUUCCAGGGUUGUGGAGCUUUGUAUGGGGUUGGGCACUUUGAUCAUCCUAUAUGUCAUGUCCUACCCUCAAAAGUAUCACUUUUACUGGCCCAAGAUGGCUUACAAAACCUAAAAGCUAACAUACUGUAGUCUACACAAAGUAAAUACUUCAUGUUAACAAUGAAGAAUCAAAAUGCUUCGUAAUAAAUUAUGACUUACAGUUCUAUUUCUGGGGAAUAGGAAUACGUAUACCUAAUGUUGGAUUUGUUCUUGUGCUCUUUUGAAGGAAACAUCCUACUGUAUCAGAAAUUCCCAUGGUACCACGUCCAGAUUUCUUCACCAAGGCAGAUAAAGAGUUGGCAAAAAUCAUUGACCAUCACUGGCAGGAAGAGCUGAAGAUCCGAAAAGAAGAAGAUGCAAUAUGCAAGGCCCAAGAACUUGAAGAUAAGAAGUUAGAAGAGAAAAUUCACUUUCAAGAAGUUAUGAAGAAAAGAGAAGAGAAACUACAUAAGCAAACCAAACCCUAUGAGCUUCCUCAUAGAAGAGAAGUAGCUUAAUUAGAAAAGAAAAUGCCACCCCCAAAACUGAGGUCAAAAAUACAUAGCAUGAAAAAUACCAAGAUAGCUACAUAGUAAGAGAACUUUCUUGUAAUUAACUUGAGGUAUUGUAUAGAAGAACUUGUUAUCCUGAUACAAACUAUUUAAUAGUUAUUUCUUAGUUCUCAAUUAAUGACCAACUUAAUCACACUUGAAUGAAGUGAUUUCACUAGUCAAAACUUUCCAAUACUACAUCUAGUAUUUUUCUCAAUUGACAUUUAUCUCAUUGUACAGCACAUGUAAUAACUGAUUCUCAGAACGCUGAUAUUCAUCAAACAGUUUGAUGGAAAUUAACUACAAGUUAAUUAAUAAGUCACCAUAUAAAAAUUGUUUCUUGAAAACAGAAUGAACAUAAGCUAACACUCCUAUAAUUACUAUUAUUCAAAUAAAAACAUUAUGGCAUCUUA